AUGACCGCUAGCAAUUUUAAAAUUUCAGUUAAUCUAGUUAGCACUAGUCUGCAACACGAGAGUCCAGACCGAAUGGCUGCAACACUUCAUCUCUCUACACUAAUUCCUGCUACCCCAACCUCAAACCAAAAUGAACUAAAAGCUUUGAUCAAGGACCGCUCUUCUCCAACUGGAUCUUUCAAAAAAUGCAAAACAAUGACAGAACUCAAACAACUACACUCCCAAAUCACUAAAAACGGCCUCAAUCACAACCCUUCAUCUCUAACCAACCUAAUCUCCUCAUGCACUGAAAUGGGCACUUUUGAAAGUUUAGAAUACGCACAGAAGGCAUUAGAGCUCUUCCUUGAAGAUAAUGGAAUGAUGCGUACUGAUUAUAUGUUCAAUUCUUUGAUUAGAAGUUACUCUUCUUGUGGACUCUGUGAUAAAGCCAUUAUGGUCUUUCAUCAAAUGAUGUGUAAGGGUGUUUUCCCUGAUCAUUUUACCUUUCCCUUUGUGCUAAGCGCGUGCACGAAGGGUGCUGUCCGUAGUGAGGGAGUUCAAGUCCAUGGAGCGAUUGUUAAAAUGGGUUUUGAGAGAGAUAUGUUUGUAGAGAAUUCUCUGAUACAUUUCUAUGGUGAGUGUGGAGAGAUUGAUUUUAUGAGAAAGGUGUUCGAUAAAAUGUCUGACAGAAAUGUUGUGUCCUGGACUAGCUUGAUUGGUGGCUAUGCUAAGAGGAACUGUUAUAAAGAGGCUGUUUCUUUGUUUUUUGAGAUGGUAGAGGUGGGUAUUAGACCCAAUUCAGUUACAAUGGUAGGUGUGAUUUCUGCUUGUGCAAAAUUGCAGGAUCUUGAUUUGGGAGAGCAGGUGUGUGCUUGUAUUGGUGAGCUAGAUCUGAAGGUUAAUACGCUAAUGGUUAACGCACUUGUUGACUUGUACAUGAAAUGUGGAGCUAUUGAUAAGGCAAAACAGAUUUUUGACGAGUGUGUUGAUAAAAAUUUGGUCUUGUACAACACAAUCAUGUCAAAUUAUGUGCGCCAUGGCCUGGCCAGAGAAGCUCUUGCUGUAUUGGAUGAAAUGAUGCAACAUGGUCCACGACCUGAUAGGAUUACGAUGUUGUCAGCAGUUUCAGCAUGUUCGCAGUUGGAUGAUGUUUCCUGUGGAAAAUGGUGCCAUGGUUAUGUUUUGAGGAAUGGAUUAGAAGGCUGGGACAAUAUUUGCAAUGCCAUUAUUGACAUGUACAUGAAGUGUGGCAAACAAGAAAUGGCUUGUACGGUCUUUGAUCGCAUGUUGAACAAGACCCAGGUGUCAUGGAACUCACUGAUUGCUGGUUUUGUUAGAAAUGGUGAUUUUGAGGCUGCUUGGAAAAUUUUCAAUGCGAUGCCAGAGAGUGAUCUUGUUUCUUGGAACACAAUGAUUGGGGCUUUGGUACAAGAAAGUAUGUUCAAUGAAGCGAUAGAACUUUUCCGGGUAAUGCAGAACAAGGGAAUAUCGGCAGACAGGGUGACAAUGGUGGGUGCUGCAUCGGCCUGUGGGUAUCUAGGAGCUCUGGACCUUGCAAAGUGGAUCCAUAGUUAUAUUAAGAAGAAAGAUAUUCACUGUGAUAUGCGGCUUGGCACAGCCUUGGUUGAUAUGUUUGCUAGGUGUGGGGACCCUGUGAGUGCAAUGCAAGUUUUCAACAAGAUGGUGAAAAGAGAUGUUUCAGCCUGGACUGCAGCCAUUGGUGCAAUGGCCAUGGAGGGAAAUGGGAAUGGGGCUAUUGAGCUUUUUAAUGAGAUGCUGCAGCAAGGGAUUAAACCAGAUGGAGUGGUAUUUGUGGCGCUGCUGACUGCAUUGAGCCAUGGGGGGUUGGUAGAUCAGGGCUGGCAUUUUUUCAGGUCCAUGAAGGAUAUAUAUGGUAUAGCCCCCGAAGUUGUCCAUUAUGGGUGCAUUGUUGAUUUGCUUGGCCGAGCUGGGUUAUUGAGUGAAGCUCUUAGUCUCAUAAAUAGUAUGCCAAUGGAACCUAAUGAUGUGAUCUGGGGAUCUCUUUUAGCUGCUUGCCGGAUGCACAAAAAUGUAGAUAUUGCAGCUUAUGCAGCAGAAAGGAUAAAUGAACUUGAUCCUGAGACGACUGGGAUUCAUGUGCUUCUGUCGAACAUAUAUGCCUCUGCAGGAAGAUGGGAUGAUGUUGCAAAGGUUAGGCUACACCUGAAGGAGAAAGGAGUACAUAAACUGCCUGGAUCAAGCUCAAUCGAGAUCAACGGAGAAAUUUAUGAGUUCACAUCUGGUGAUGAAUCACACCCAGAUAUGACCCACAUUCAACCUAUGUUGAAAGAGAUUUUCUGUAGGCUAAGAGACACUGGCUACGUUCCUGAUUCUACGAAUGUUCUGCUUGAUGUUAAUGAGGAGGAGAAAGAGUACCUGCUAAGUCGACAUAGUGAAAAAUUGGCAAUAGCUUUUGCACUUAUCAAUACAGGCCAAGGAAUCCCAAUUCGUGUUGCAAAGAAUCUCCGAAUAUGCUCUGAUUGCCACUCAUUUGCCAAACUAGUAUCAAAAUUAUACGGAAGAGAAAUCAUUGUUCGGGAUAAUAACCGUUUCCACUUUUUCCAGCAAGGUUUCUGUUCUUGUGGCGAUUAUUGGUAA
Molecule: messenger RNA, 2598 nt
Organism: Dovyalis caffra
Lineage: Eukaryota; Viridiplantae; Streptophyta; Magnoliopsida; Malpighiales; Salicaceae
Source: the annotation of a GenBank genome assembly